AUGGAUCACGGCACAAGCCCCUUCUGGCGCCUCAAGUAUCUGCCCCAAGCUGUGCUGGUCACGCCUGCAAAAACCGUGGGCAGCGCCAACGUCUUCAAGGGGGAGGAACUCUUCGAAGAUGUGCAGCAUGCCUUCCCGGUCUGCCCAUGCGCCACGAAGUACCCCCUCAAUGUCCACACCCUCGACGACCAGGGCAGGGAGACAGUCCUCAGGGUGCGAUGUCGCAACGUCCCUCUCGGAGACGCCUAUGCUGUCACGGACUUCUUCGUCCAGGGGUGCAGUUUCAAGGAUGACUGCUGGACCGUCGACCUCUGCCCACCGCCAACUGGCAUCAAGUGUGCAUGCCUCUUUGUCAUCCUCAUGCGCUACAAGUCCAUGGACCAUAUCCGCCUCCUGCACCCACUCUACAACAACACCUAUGAGAAGGCACAGGUCAUCAAGGCGUUCACCAAAGCAGCCACCAUCCACCCGGACCUCGACACAGAAAGCAAACUCCAGACCGCUGCUGCACAAUGUACCCGGGAACAACACACAGCACUCUUCCAGGAAGCACAGCGACUCGUCGACAGCUGGACCGCGAACCGCCCACCACACAACUGCGACCGUGACAGACUGGGACUGUACUCAUGCAUCAUGGGGAUGCGACACGGCCCCAUGUAUGCACUACACUGGCCUGGAGUCGAAGCUACGGUCCCCUUCACGGCGCGCCGCGGUAUUCGUAUCUGGUUUGAUGUGGGACCGAUCGCCGAGAUGGCCGAUGUCGGUGCAUGCACUGACGAUGGCCAGGCUUUUGGCAGACGGGUGUGGUGCAGCCUGCAGGGACCGCGUUUGGUGAUAUGUGCCCAUGUGUGUCAAGCGGGGAACGUGAGGCCCGUUGUGGUGCUGUUGAAGAUGGGCAGGGCUAUACCUGGACAGCUGGUUAUGGUGCUCUUCGUUAUGGCCGGUUCCACAAGGUUCCAGUACCCGCCCCCAAUCCCCAAUCUUUGCAACCGUACCGAGACAGAGAAUUCAGCAAUCGCCACCAUUCCAGCGUGCGAAACUUGA
Messenger RNA from Volvox carteri f. nagariensis, 1044 nucleotides. RefSeq lists its product as uncharacterized. The coding region runs from base 1 to 1044 and encodes 347 amino acids. Lineage: Eukaryota; Viridiplantae; Chlorophyta; Chlorophyceae; Chlamydomonadales; Volvocaceae. The record is from RefSeq and is a predicted model, not a curated record. The transcript is spliced from 5 exons.